UUUUGUUGUUUCUUUUCAUGUUGUUGUUGACAGGAAGAUGCGUCAGUAAGGUUAUGGUUGUGUUGUGUCAUUUUUUUUCUUUUACGAAACGUUAAACGAUUGUCGCCUGCCCUGCGGCGACUGAAAAUCGUUCAAAAUGAUACGACAACUUUUGAAGCGUAUAUUUCACUGGGGCCCUCUAGCUGCUUUAAGUAUAAUAAAAUGCAUAACUUUCAUGACAAUGCAUUGCUGCAGCAUGUGGUGGCCGGCUUCGCAGUCGUGGGGCGGGACGAUCAACAGCGGAGUGUUUCUUUGCUGCAGCUUGCUCACCAUCUACAAUUUCCUUAGUGCUAUGAUGGAAGGACCAGGAUUCCUUCCUUUCAAGUGGCGGCCCAAAGCGGAGGAAGAUGAACAGCAUCUGCAGUACUGUGAAGCCUGUCAAGGAUACAAGGCCCCCAGAGCCCAUCACUGUCGGAAAUGUGGCCGAUGUGUUGCCAAAAUGGAUCAUCAUUGUCCUUGGAUCAAUACUUGUGUUGGGCACGUCAAUCAUGGACAUUUCACAGCAUUUUUGUUCUGGGCGGUACUAGGCUGCUUUCAGUCUACUGUAAUUUUAAGCUGUUCUCUGUAUCGUGGCAUUAACAGGGUUUGGUACAUGUACUAUGGUACCGGGAAUGAGCCUCGCGUUUAUCUGAGUGCCAAUUCAUUGUUUUUCUGCAUAUUUGCUUUGGGCCUUUCUGUUGGAGUUGUUUUAGCUGUAGGUAUGCUUUUGUAUUUUCAGAUACGAUCUAUAUUAAGAAACCAGACUGGUGUUGAAGACUGGAUAGUGGAAAAGGCUCAUUAUCGUAGGGUUGAAGGUCAGGAAAAAUUUGUGUUCCCAUACGACUUAGGAUGGAAGGAAAACUGGAGUCAGGUAAUGAAUUGGUCCUGUGAACCUGUUGGUGAUGGAAUAUAUUGGCCUGUUCGAGAAGGGUGCGAUCAGUUUACCCUGACUAGAGAGCAGCAGGAACAGAAAAGGGAAAAGAGAGAGCGGACCAGAUUGUAUUCAGUCAUUAACAAAUUUUCAGGUUGGCAUCUUCCUUUUGUUAAUGGUUGGGGUGCUCUGUGUCAUGUUCCAUACACAGAUGAGCCUCGCAUUAAAUUAGACAUUGGAGAAAAUGUAUUUGUCACUAGAUGGAGAAAAUACUGGCUAUUUGGAGAAAAGGAGGGUGCCGAAAAAAAAUCGAGAGGCUGGUUUCCUAGGUCAUGUGUUGUUGAGGUUUCCUGUAAUGAAGACUGGAAAUCUAAAUAAUUGUAGUGUGUUAGUUAAAAUAGAAACUAAAAGGCUGUCAGGUUUAAAGAAUAGCACAAGACUUAGCUUGUGAUAUUUAAAAGUACUUAAUAGUAUGAGCUUUUCAGUACUCAGAGAUGUUUUUUCUUAAGAAUAUCUCUAAUUAUUCCUUUCUCUGACUGUUCACCUUUGGUCUCAUACUUUCUUGUGACUUUAUCAGUUCAUAAAAAUAAAACUUUAAGAAACCAGAACAAAUAAUAAUAACCAAAUGGUGAAGUUAUGAAUUUCAAAAGGGUGGGUGGGGUCUCUCUUCAACUUACUUAUGUUAACAUAUUUAUUUAUCAGAGAAAAUUUAGUUUGUUAAAUGUAUUCUGAAUCGUGAAUCUAGUCAUAGAAUGCUUGUUGAACAUUAAAGUCUUAUAUAUUUUACAAAUACAAUGGUCUAUAAGGAACAUUCCCUUUCUAGUUGAUGUGUUCAAUCAUCCAUGUUUUGGAUCUUUAGAGUUGAUAUGUACUCAGGGUCACAUAUUGUCUAGAUUUCUAUGUCAGAUAUUUUGACACAUGUUUUAAGUCUUCCGCUCCAAAGAACUAAUAAUGUGUGUUCUAAGGCCAUUUUCUAUUCACAAUGGCAAUAUUUUUAAAAAAUUCUUCGGAAGUGUUUAGUUUGUUGUAAAUGAAAAAAAUUGCACAAUUUUGACCACCUUGUUAUGCUGAGGUAAUACAGCUAAAUAAAAACAAUGCAACUCAA
Molecule: messenger RNA, 1994 nt
Organism: Thrips palmi
Lineage: Eukaryota; Metazoa; Arthropoda; Insecta; Thysanoptera; Thripidae
Product: palmitoyltransferase ZDHHC6-like
Exons: 2
Coding region: 137-1267 (376 amino acids)
Biological process (GO): protein palmitoylation
Cellular component (GO): Golgi apparatus
Molecular function (GO): palmitoyltransferase activity
Source: RefSeq, a predicted model, not a curated record